This is a messenger RNA of Closterium sp. Yama58-4, 567 nucleotides long. The record is from the annotation of a GenBank genome assembly. NCBI's taxonomy places the organism in Eukaryota, Viridiplantae, Streptophyta, Zygnematophyceae, Desmidiales, Closteriaceae.
AUGUUCUUCCUCGCCAUCACCACCCAGCCCGAGCUCAACACUCCGUGCAGGAAGUCCCUCCAGGCGCAUCUGCAGGCAUCACCUGUGCGUCCUCGCAUCACUGCAAACGUCUUCUCCCUCUGCAACCCCCCCGCAAACGCCUCCUCCUCCUCCUCCGCCUCUUCCUCCUCUCGUCGCAGUCUGCUUCCUCUGGUGGCUGUCGACCCGCCAAGCAACAAGUGCCCCGUGGUGUGGGUGCAGGACGUUGAUCGACUUCAGAACGUCUCUCGCCUGGCCAAGGCCUGCUCCUCUGCAGAUACAGCCUGCUCCAGAUGCGCCUCCACCCUGUCCGCCGCAGCUGCGGCCCUGGCUCGCUACAGCCCGGCUGUAGUGGCUCGCACAGCAGCGAGGGGAAGUGGGGGAAGUGCGGGUAACGCAACCAUGGCGGCUGGUGGAACCACCACUGCACCGUCUGAAGCGGUCAUGAACGACUGUGCCCGAGUGACAUUCGUGAGGGUUGCCCAGGCCCAGAGCUGGCGAGCGGCACCAGGGCUUGUAACUCUGCAGCUAGACUGCCCCAUUGUGUAG